UGUCCAUUCUAGGGUUGUAACCUUUUUGCACAUUGUUGCAGGACAAAGGUAUACUGACAGGUCUCUGCAGUGUGCUCUUUCUACUCUGACAAACACAGCUGAGCAAUACUGAAAAUGCACAGACCAGGUGCAGGUUCUGAGGAUGAGGAAAGAUAUAGAGAUGGUAUGCAAAGUGGGGUAUUCUACAGCCAUUUGGAUAGACAAGUGCGGCCAUUCAUCGAACUCAUUGACUUUCUGAGAUCGAUCGGAAUCGAGAAGGACUUGGCAUUGCCAGCCAUUGCUGUGGUUGGAGACCAGAGCUCAGGGAAGAGCUCAGUGCUUGAGGCGUUAUCUGGGGUGGCACUACCCAGAGGAAGUGGUAUUGUCACCAGGUGUCCAUUGGAAUUGAAACUAAGGAAGAGUUUUGGAGGAAAAUGGAAGGCAAAGAUCAGCUAUCAAGGGGUAGUGGAGACUUUUGAGGACCCCUCAUUGGUUGAGAUUCAUGUCAGAACUGCUCAGAAUACUCUAGCCGGAGAUGGUGUUGGGAUCUGUGAUGACCUGAUCACGCUGGAGAUCACUUCUCCUGAUGUAUGUGACCUCACACUUAUUGAUCUACCUGGGAUUACCAGAGUACCUGUCACAGGCCAACCAGAGGAUAUUGGUGAUCAGAUCAGACGUCUUAUUUUGAAGUUUAUUAAGAAACAAGAGACCAUUAACCUGGUUGUAGUGCCAUGCAAUGUUGACAUAGCAACAACUGAAGCAUUGAGAAUGGCACAAUCAGUGGAUCCCGAAGGUGCAAGGACACUGGCAAUUCUGACCAAGCCAGACUUGGUUGACAAAGGAGCAGAACCAGACAUCUUAAAAAUUGUUAAUGGCCAAGUUGUUCACCUGAACAAAGGCUACAUCAUCGUAAAAUGCCGUGGCCAGAAUGAUAUCAACCAGAAGAUCUCUUUGGCGGACGCCACUCGACUGGAAAUGGAAUUCUUCAAAAACCACCACCACUUUAGUCCACUUCUUGAGCAAAACAAAGUUACUACACAAUGCCUUGCCACCAAGCUCACACAAGACCUGGUAGAUCAUAUAAAGACAUCACUUCCAUACUUGACAGACCAAAUCAGAGAGCAUCUUGAGACUGUUAAAACAGAACUGAAGAAGUAUAGUACUGGUCCUCCACUGGAACGUAAAAAGAUGGGGCCCUAUCUGACAGAGAGACUAAUGGAUUUCAUUGACAAGAUUCAUGAACUGUGCAGAAUUGGGAACUCAAGUGAGAAGAAUCUGUAUACUUUCCUACGUCCUGUAUUCCAACAGUGGGAUAGUUAUCUCAGUAACACCAAAGGAUCAUUCCUCAACAAAGUGGAGGCCAUGAUAAAAAACUAUGAUAAAGAACAUCGUGGGAGAGAGCUGAUAACUUUCAGUGACUAUUGUGUGUAUGAACACGCAGUUCAAAAGCACAUCCUUGGACUUCAAGAGCCGGCCUUGGAUGUCCUGAAAGCCAUUCGAGAUAUGGUACAAGCAGAGUUUAGACAUGUGUGUGAAGCUUGUUUCAAAAGCUAUCCUCAGCUCAGAUGCCUGGCUUUGACUAAGAUUGACGAAAUCCAGAUGAAGCAGGAAGCCAAAGUUGAGAAGAGAAUCAAAGAAUACAUCAAUAUGGAGCGAUUGGUGUACACUCAGGACAGUAUUUUCGUCAAGGGCUUGAAGGAUCAUAAAGAUCAGUUAAAAGAAGCCUUCGAGGAAGAGCAUUUUUAUGACCCAGAGGAAAUUGAGGAUAUCACUGCUACAUUCAACUGUACCGCAUUUGAUAGCAGGAAGCUGACCACAGAUAAACUUGGUGUCUACUAUGAGAUUGUCUACCAGCGCCUGGCAGAUUACGUGCCCAUGCUGAUCCUGCAAUUCAUGCUUAAGGAGUCAGCCAAGAUGCUGCGUAUCCAGAUUAUGGAUCUGAGAGACGGAGCUGAUGUUGUCAAACUGCUGAGCGAAGACUCUAUGGAAGGCCGCAGGAGAGCAGACCUGCAUCAACGCCUGGACCGUCUGAAAAAGGCCCAGGAAAAACUUAGUGAGUUUUAGGGCUCUCAAUACUGUAGUCCCAUUUUAUGUGAUGUUAUUUCAACAACAACAGGAUGUCUAAAUGGACUGCCUUCCCUCUGACACUUGUCAUACAACUUGAUAAUCAUUCAUUGACAUUGAGGUAAUUGAUAUUUUAAAAUUGAAGUGUGUGUCAAUAUGGCACCAGAAUCAUACAUACUGUGCUCUUAGCUGACAGUCAAAGGCCUCUUGUUCAUUAAAGGUCAAAUGCAGACAUUUUCAUUUCAAUAUCAAAUCAUUUCUGGGUAACAAUUAAGUACCUUAGUGUGAUUGUUUUCAAUUAAAAUUGUAAAAAAUAAAGAAAAAUAGCUUCUUAGCAAAGAGCAAUUUCUCAAGCAAGAACUUUGCUCCUACUAUCUGGGAGUGGUCUGAGUGGGGAGAGGAAAACGGAAAACUAUAUGUUGUUGGCAGAGAGGUUUGGAACUCUUUCUUAUUGGUCUAUUAACUAAUGAUGUCACCAAGCAGGCCAAAUUUUAUCCAACCUAAACAAGCUGAAAUUGCAGGCAGUCUUUUCAAAAAGCUGAAAGAGCAUUAUCACAAUUUUCACAAUUUCACAGCAUUAUUCCAACCUCAGAGUCUGGAAAUAUACAUAAAACAAAGGAAAAUCUAAAUGUUGACUGCACUGGGCAUUUAAUAAUUGAACAGAGCAUUCUGAAUAUGUUGUGAUAACAGAAUAAAGUGCAUGUACAACUAUA
Molecule: messenger RNA, 2756 nt
Organism: Salmo salar (Atlantic salmon)
Lineage: Eukaryota; Metazoa; Chordata; Actinopteri; Salmoniformes; Salmonidae
Product: interferon-induced GTP-binding protein Mx3
Biological process (GO): synaptic vesicle budding from presynaptic endocytic zone membrane; defense response to virus; receptor internalization
Cellular component (GO): plasma membrane; synapse; nucleus
Molecular function (GO): GTPase activity; microtubule binding; GTP binding
Source: RefSeq, a predicted model, not a curated record